Messenger RNA from Hypoxylon trugodes, 1166 nucleotides. RefSeq lists its product as uncharacterized. The coding region runs from base 100 to 933 and encodes 277 amino acids. The record is from RefSeq and is a predicted model, not a curated record. The transcript has a single exon. NCBI's taxonomy places the organism in Eukaryota, Fungi, Ascomycota, Sordariomycetes, Xylariales, Hypoxylaceae.
UGGUGGUAGUGAUCGUAGAUUAAAUGCCAGCACCAAUCUACUAACCCUAUAAAUGUGUGAAAGUUACAAGCUAUCUUUUCCGAUCCAAUAAGAAUAGUUAUGCCGUCUUCAUCGUCCUAUGAACCCAGCAACCGCCAUUACAGACCACGGAAUUGGCAUCGGACAUAUUCCGUUCGAGUAGAACUUCUCGACGACGACGACGAUGACGGAUAUACACGAAGCCGCGAGACUGGGACCCGACCCGACGGACCAAGACGCGGUAGAUCUGCUCCGACAACUUCGGGUGGUACCAAUACUAGGCCUUCGCAGUUCAGGGAAAGUAGUCGAGUCAGGAGAUCGUCGGCGACUGCCACCUUAGGCCGCAACGAACAUCCACAAUCAACAGGGCAACAACAUACAUCCGCGCGGGACCGGCAAAAAGGAACUACAUCGCGCACUUCCCAAGCUAGCCGACGCGAAGAUAAAGGAUACUUCAGCGCCACCGACGACGUUCGCUCACAAACCUCUACUCCCCGCGCAUCAAGAAGCCACCGCCCCGAAGCAUCCCAACCCAAGCACUCCGCAUGGCGAACCCCAACAUACGACCAACCACCCACCGCCCGCCGUCCAUCCUCACAGAACCGGUGGAGCACAGGGCACCACUCAUACAGAAGCACACAAACGCAAACCGACGGACGAGGUUGCGACCGCUGCGUAACUCCGCACCAGCACUCCAGCGUAGACGGUCGAUCAAUGAGAUACCCCUCCGAAAACAUUAUAUCUUAUCCCGCGCCCAUACCGGAAAGAUUGCACUCGAUACACUCGACGCAGUUAGCUCGGGAUCAAGGUGGACUUGAGUAUCACGGACGAUAUCGUGAUCAUGAGCGUCGGCGGAGUUGGUGGCAGUUAAUACCGCUUAUAUGCUUGACUUUCGGACGCUCGCGUGAGAUCUAAGUUUCGGCUUCGGCUCCGCCGUUGAGACCUGCAUCUCGUGUUAGUGUGUAUAGUUGUAGAUCUCGACUAUACGGUUAAAUGAGGGCCGUGGAAGGUGAAUGAGGGAUUCCGGGCGGAAGUAUGGUUGCAGAAUGGGAGGAUGGUAAAAAAUGGAUCGAAUAGGGGGUAAAGUUAGAACCGUGGAAAAUAAUCUAGAUAGGUAGUAUGGUGGCACCAUCGGAUCUAUCCGAUAG